AGAACCACCAUAUCGAUCAAGCUCUCUCCCCACGACCUUCCAUGGCGACUCUAGGCUUCAAUCCUUCGAGAAUCAAAACCCCAACUUUUCAGUCUCGAAAACCCAUUCCCAAGUUCCAAUCUUUCUCACAACCCACUAAAAUCUCAUUUGUUGUCUCUCCAAAUCCGUCGAAAUACUACCAUCAUUUCAUACUCAACUCCAUAUCUGAAAGCUCUGUUUCGGCACCCAAGGAGUCCGAAUAUGAUGAAAUUGAAGACGACCCAACUUCAGAAUUGAGCUACCUUGACCCGGAGACAGAUCCCACGAGUAUUAAGGAGUGGGAAUUGGACUUUUGCUCUCGCCCAAUCCUUGAUGUGAGGGGGAAGAAGAUAUGGGAGCUUGUUGUGUGCGAUACUUCUCUUUCGCUUCAAUAUACGAAGUACUUUCCCAAUAAUGUUAUCAAUAGUAUUACUUUAAAGGAGGCUAUUGUGUCUAUUAGUGAGGAUUUGGGUGUCCCUAUGCCAGAAAAAGUUCGCUUCUUCAGGUCACAGAUGCAAACAAUUAUAACAAAAGCUUGUAAGGAGCUUGGUAUAAAGCCUGUUCCAAGUAAACGUUGUCUGUCACUACUUCUUUGGUUGGAAGAACGAUAUGAGACAGUUUAUAUGCGUCAUCCUGGAUUUCAGAAAGGUUCCAAGCCACUUUUGGCACUAGAUAAUCCCUUCCCAAUGGAACUUCCAGAGAACUUGUUUGGAGAUAAAUGGGCGUUUGUCCAGUUGCCUUUUUCAGCUGUUAAAGAAGAAAUCUCAACCUUGGAGGCAAGAUUUGUUUUUGGUGCUGGUCUAGAUUUGGAUUUAUUGGGGAUUGAAGUUGAUGACAAGACACUAAUUCCAGGACUUGCAGUUGCAUCCUCACGUGCAAAACCAUUGGGAGGUCCAUUUUGUCUCUGAUUUCCUCAUCUCCCAUAUCUAAGCAUGCCAUUCCAUGUUUGCAUUUGUUUAACAAUGGCACGUUGGCAUGGAGCUAUACCCAACAAAUCAGAAAUUUUAACCCAUUCUGGGAAAAUUGUUUAUCCCAAAUUCGUUUCUCAUCUAAUGUCUAGAUGUCUUAAUUUUGUUUUACUCAUUAUGGUUGUUUAGUUUCAUUUUGCAGCUUGGAUGAACGGACUGGAAGUUUGUUCUGUUGAAGCCGAUACGGCCCGUGCUUCUUUGAUUCUAUCUGUUGGAAUUUCUACACGUUAUGUUUAUGCAACUUAUAAGAAAACGCCAGUAACAACAAGCGAAGCUGAAGCUUGGGAAGCAGCAAAGAAGGCUUGUGGAGGUUUGCAUUUCCUUGCUGUCCAGGAUGAUUUAGAUUCAGAUGAUUGCGUUGGAUUUUGGCUUUUAUUGGACUUACCUCCUCCACCUGUGUAAUUAACAUGAGACUUUACCAUGAUAAAAAAUGCAUUAUGAGAUUUCCUUUUGCAAUUCUACUAAUGAGCUUCUGGAAGGAAAAUUCAAAGAAAAAUACAGCUUGUCAGAUCCCCUUGGAGGGCAGGCUCUACCGUCCUCAAAAAUCAUUCAAAUUUGAGGAAAACAGGGGAAUGCAAUUUGAAUUGGGAUUUCUUCUCUUGUAAUCUUGACAAGUAGUGAAUUCUGUCCAUUUUCUGCAUCUGCAGGUGCAUAACACGAAGGUCCUGGAAAGAAUUGGUUCA
This is a messenger RNA of Rubroshorea leprosula, 1669 nucleotides long. Lineage: Eukaryota; Viridiplantae; Streptophyta; Magnoliopsida; Malvales; Dipterocarpaceae. The record is from the annotation of a GenBank genome assembly.